UUUUGUCGCCAGGAGACGCUUCGUAUUCCACCUCAUUUUGCCUUUGAUGGCGUAUUUCAAGGUAUUUUUAGGACUCUCUUCUUUGUUUUAAGCUAAAAACUGUGCCACCGCGUUCUGUGUUUCACCUUCUUGACAUUUUCCUACACAAUGAAUCAAAUAAAGCCACUUUCAUCACUUUUCAAACCUAUUUUAUGCGCUCUCUUUAAUAAAAGGGAGCUGGCGCGUUGUUCCGGUCACGUGACAGUCACCGCCAUCUUGGAUAUCAAACUUUGCUACGCACAGCUGCGUGAUAACCACCAUUGUGGUAAAAAUCGCAAAUAUUAUACACAUAAAUGGCUUGUUGUGUAGCCACGGGGUGCUCCAAUCGUUCGAACAGAAAGGAUCUGUCGUUUUAUCGCUUUCCGAAGGAUCUAGAGCGAAGAACUUUAUGGAUUUCAGCCGUUAAUCGUGGAGAGUGGGAGCCCACGGAGUACUCCAGAUUGUGUAGUCAACAUUUCAUUUCCGGGGAAAAAAGCAACGACCCGCAGUCUCCAGACUACGUGCCAUCUUUAUUUGGCUCCGAUAAAACGCAGAAGAGUUCAAAACAAAGGGCAGCCAAGAGGAUCGAGCGUUCAGCCAUGAAAUUAAAGAAACGCGAUCAGAAAGAUAGGCUGACGGCUGCUAGUGUGCUGCUGGGUCUGGCCAUGGCUGCUGCUCCAGCUGACGUCACUGACCAGCAAAACACAGAGCAAAGUGAUCAAGACAUACUAAAUGAUCUCCUACCAGACCUACAAACAGACGUUCAGGAGGAAAUCACUGAUCCAGCAGAUGUGCAGGAAGAAGAUGAACUGGAGGAGAUUUCAGAUGAGGAGCCUGAAACAAUAACAGAACUUCCUCCACCUGAAGCUCACCUACAGAUGAAUGUGAAGGAUCAGAGGGAGGGCACUGAUGAUCACAAUUACUUCAUAAGCUCUGCUACAUGUGACAAAGGGACGCAGUGCAACAAGGAGCCCCUUUACCGACACCUGCUGCGUACAGACAUGCUGUGUCGUCUGUACACCGGCUUGUCUCUCAGUGCUUUCCACCAACUCACCAGGAACCUCUUGCCCUUUAACGCUCAGAUCUUUGAGCUGGACCCCAUUGAUCAGCUGCUGAUGACGCUGAUGAAGCUCAAGCUCAACUUGCUCCUGGAGGAUCUGGCAGAGAGGUUCGGCGUGUGUCCGAGCGGCGUGAGUAGAAUAGUGUCACACUGGAUUGACUUGAUGGAAAUAUGCAUGAAAAGCUACAUCCCGUGGCUGUCCAAGGAGACGAUAGCUGGAACGAUGCCCCAGUUCUUCAAAAGCCACUAUCCUGGUACCACCUGCAUUGUGGACAUCUCAGAAAUCAAAUUGAAGAAGCCCAGGCGGCUGGACUGCUGGGGGGACUCCUUCGUGCGUUACGACGACGAGGACACAGUGAAGUUCAUGGUUGCCUUUGCACCUUGCGGGCUGAUCAUGUUCAUCUCUGGAGCAUACGGAGGGAAAUGCAGCGACACAUUCAUCGCCUCUGACUCGGGAUUUCUCAGGUACCUCCAGCCUCUGGAUGAGGUGAUGGUUGAAAGGAACUUCAUGAUAAGUGACGCACUGAACGAGAAGGGAGUGAAGCUGGUCAUCCCCGCUUGCUCAAAAGGACUCACCCGAUUCAACAAGGACUCGGCUCAAAAGACAAGCGUCUACAACGUGACAAUCCACAUGGAGCGCGUGAUUUGUAGGCUGAAAUAUUACAGGAUCUUGUCAGAGAGCAUGCCUAGCAGCCUGACUUCAAAGACUGAUCAGAUCCUGAGAAUCUGCGCCGCUCUGUGUAACAUACGUGGAGAGAACUUGCACGAGGAGCUAGAAUGAGAUCUAGUGAAGGAACAGCUGAUCAUUCAUAAAUCCCUCACUAACUCAUUAUCAUAACCGCUUAUUCCUCAGUAUGGUCACCGGGAGAUGGUGUCUUACCCCAACAGGAGGGGCACAGCCUGAACAGGCCACCAGUCCAUCAGAGGGACACAAACACACAAAGCUAGUCACACCUAGCAUAGAAAUUAGACUAAUUGUUGCAGUAGCAAAAAGUUUUGCUCUGCAGAUCAGUCUAGCCUCACUCCAUUGAUGUCUCAGCAGGUCUACCAUUGGGUCAAGUGGUUUUAGGUUCUGCAGGGUUUUCCCCAUCACUUCAUAAGCCUGGUGGCCCACCAGGCUUUGCUUGGCCACCCGCCAGGUUAAGCGUCAUUCCCCGCCCCCCUCCGUGUCACCGUGUCCGCUGACACGAAUGGCACAACAAAACUAGAGCUCUCCAUCAGCUGAUACUGGUGAGAAACAGCAGUGGAACGUGUGCA
Messenger RNA from Nothobranchius furzeri (turquoise killifish), 2335 nucleotides. RefSeq lists its product as uncharacterized. The record is from RefSeq and is a predicted model, not a curated record. NCBI's taxonomy places the organism in Eukaryota, Metazoa, Chordata, Actinopteri, Cyprinodontiformes, Nothobranchiidae.